UUCAUCGAUCGCUUUUCUUUCAAUCCUUUGUAUACGUUUUACAAACAUCUUUUUAGUGUCGACAAUGUUGGUUAAAAUUUUGGUUUUUACAUUUGUUAUAACAUAUGUUACAGCGGCAAUACCUUCGUAUAUACACGUAUGCGGACGCAAAGAUCCGAAUAUCGAUAAAUGCGUUGUGAACAGUAUUGAUUACUUGAGAAGUAAAAUAUGCGAAGGGAUCCCGGAAAUGAAUGUAACACCAUUACGAUUAUUUCAUGUCUCCAAACUAAUCAUUUCCGAAACAGACAAUAUUAAAUUAUAUCUCAAGGAUAUGCAAAUAUUAAACCUUUGCAAUUUUGUUAUAAACGAUUUUCAUAUAGAUCUCGACAAAAAAUAUUUUGAUAUACAAAUAUUAUUUAAGGAUAUAUUUGUGAACGCCACAUACGAUUUUGACAUACGUGUGCUGGUGCCUAUUACUACCACGGGAUACCUUUCUCUUUCAGCAGAAUAUGUAGAUGCGGAUGCAGACGGAGAAAUAAAAAUAGUAAAGAAAAAUGACAAAAAACACAUAUAUGUAUCAAAAUUGACUAUAAAUCUCAUCCCAAAAAAUUUUAAUUUUAAAUUUGAAAACAAUGAAUCAGACCAGAUGCAAGAAAUUAUUGCGAAUUUUAUAGGCAGUAAUAAGCAAGAGGUUCUUGCAACCAUAAAACCGCCGAUAGAAAAAGCACUUUCUGAAACAAUUAUUUCAAUGGCUAACAACAUUGUUAAACAUUUCACGUAUGAUGAACUUCUCCCUGAUCGAACGUAAAUCGUAAAUAACAUGGAAGCAAUAACAAGCACUAGAAGGCAACGACGUAUUUGAUGCUGGAAUAUUUUUAUUUCUCGAACACUCGCACAAAACUUUUGUACACCAAAUUUAUCGUUUAAGGAUUGCCAAAUGCGAAUGCGGGCGAGUCUGGAGCCCUUCUUCGACCUAUUUUCUACUGCUUGUGCGUUUUCUAUCUAUUGAUUGUGAGCCUCUUUGUAGAUGCGACUAAACGAACAGGAUCCAUCCUGCAAAUUUGAAUAUAAUUUAUCGCAGACAACGUUAUCUUUUAUUAUUCGCUUUCUGAUAUCGAAAGAUAUCUACCUUUGAUUCCUUAUUGUUCUACAUAGAAUCAAAAAUGAAAUGUUUUGCUAUGUCACAAAUUAUACAAGCGCAUAUGACAUAGAAGUUUAAUUUUGUAUAAAUUUCUUUAGAGAAUUAGAAAUAAUUAUAGAAAAUAAAAAAAUAUAGAAAUAAAAACUAGAAAAUAUUAAUUAUGAUGUGUAAAUAUGUAUGUGAAAUUAUUAGUUUAAUAAUUUCCGAGAAUAUAUCGUACAUAUAUUGAAAAUACACGAAUGCGCGCAUCGAAGAAUUGUGCAGCGUAGACACAGGCGAAGUCCGGUCAAAGUGGACUGCAAAAAUGCAAGUAAUUUUUGGAAAACGGGGCUGUUGCUAAAACGUGCCCUCUAUUCGAUUCCUAAGAAGAAUGUAAAAACACCGUCGCAAGGCUCUAGUAAAUAGAUUAUAAAUAAAUAACAUGUAUCAUUGGAAUAUAUAAUCAUUAUUAUGUAAUAGCUUUUUGAUUGCAAAAUACAAAGACAGAAAAAGAUCA
Molecule: messenger RNA, 1616 nt
Organism: Linepithema humile (Argentine ant)
Lineage: Eukaryota; Metazoa; Arthropoda; Insecta; Hymenoptera; Formicidae
Source: RefSeq, a predicted model, not a curated record